This is a messenger RNA of Pectinophora gossypiella (pink bollworm), 1456 nucleotides long. It is a transcript of the gene Trx2, whose product is annotated as thioredoxin-2. The record is from RefSeq and is a predicted model, not a curated record. Gene Ontology annotation, molecular function: protein-disulfide reductase activity. Bases 161 to 481 code for a protein of 106 amino acids. Lineage: Eukaryota; Metazoa; Arthropoda; Insecta; Lepidoptera; Gelechiidae. The transcript is spliced from 3 exons.
UUAAAUUUGAUGGUAUAGAACGAACUUACCGAUUUACGAUUGGCGUAAAUUUUGUUUCGUUCCGUCAUUUAGUUUUCUGUCGACAUUUUGCUGUUUGUGACAGACUCCGCGUGUUCUGCCGGUCGGAAUAUUUAUUGGAAAAUCUUCUAAACACUGAAAAAUGUCGAUCCACAUCAAGGACUCUGAUGACCUGAAGAACAGGCUGGCUGAGGCCGGGGAGAAGCUGGUGGUGAUUGACUUCAUGGCCACCUGGUGCGGGCCCUGCAAGAUGAUCGGGCCCAAACUAGACGAGAUGGCCACGGAGAUGGCCGACUCUAUCGUCGUACUUAAGGUGGACGUGGACGAAUGCGAGGACAUCGCCACAGAGUACAACAUCAACUCCAUGCCCACAUUCGUGUUCGUCAAGAGCUCGAAGAAACUCGAAGAGUUCUCCGGCGCCAACGUCGAGAAGCUCAGGACCACCAUCAUCAAGCACAAGUAAACUAAAGUAGCGGGGACGUACGCUAUCCACACCCUGGCAGAUCACGCCACGACAUGCCACCUGAUAGAUGACGACUUUUGACGAGAUAUUACGACUUCUAACAUGAAGUUACGACCUGUGACACAAGUAAUGUGAAAUAGAGUUUGUGAGUUUGUUUUUUGGACGUGAUGACAUAUAUUGCCUGUUCACUGUAAGAAGCGGUACUUGACAACUUAGGACGAUAUGCGACGACCAGUUUUCUGUCAAAUUGUCGUUAAAAAGACUUAUGUCAGGUUGAUCAUUGGCUGGAAACAAGAUCACAACGCAUGACGUGGCGUGUUUUUAAUACAUAAGGGUGGGUUCUAGUUGAAAUGUGGUUAAAAUUAUACUUGUAUGAAUAUGAAGUGACUGUCAAAAUGAUUUGUAAAAGUUACUCCCCCCACUAACUGUUCCGUCCCAAAAGGCCCUAGCCUUCCCAAGGGUUAACAUUGAUUUCUUAUGUCGUAUUUAUAUGACAACCUAUUUAGAAAACAUCGAAUUAUUAUAGAACAGAUAUUUCUGUCUUUAUACAGAAUGCAUUUACGUUUUUACCAUCAUAAGGAAUGUAUCUAUUCCUUUAUUGUACUAGAGUAUCGAUCUAGAAGCCCCAAAAAUUAUGAAUUGUCACAAAUAAAUGAAAUAAUGUAAAUAUAAUACGAUUUGACAUCACAAAAGGAUUACCUGCCAGGGUACGUUAAAUAUAAUGAACAGUUGUUAACACGGUAAUAUUUUUUGCGCAUAAUAAGUUUAUUUGUCAUGUGAAGUCGAGUAUUAUUUAGAUAAUAUGGUUUUAAAGCCGCAAAGUGUCUUAAUAAUGUUAUACAGCGCUUGUAGUAGAUAUUCUGCACAAUUGAAUUGGAAGCGUACGCCCGUAGCAGUCGUUGUGUUAAUUUCUAUGUAUUUCCAUUUAUAUAUGUUACAAAGUAUUGUUAUUUCAAUAAAUAUCGUGAUAUAAUA